Pygocentrus nattereri (red-bellied piranha) is the source of this 1153-nucleotide messenger RNA. It is a transcript of the gene prr15la, whose product is annotated as proline rich 15 like a. NCBI's taxonomy places the organism in Eukaryota, Metazoa, Chordata, Actinopteri, Characiformes, Serrasalmidae. The transcript has 2 exons. The coding region runs from base 329 to 655 and encodes 108 amino acids. The record is from RefSeq and is a predicted model, not a curated record.
GUGGCCAUGAGCACAUUUGUGUGCGAAGGUGUGUGUAUGUGAUACAGUAGGAGGAGUGUGCACCUGCUAAGCUGCACCUGGUUGUCAGAGAGAAGAGUAUACACGAAACCAGAGGGAGAGAGAGAUCAAGAGAGAGAAGGAGAACAAAUGAAAAGGUGGAAAAAGCAGUCUCAAGCCAUCAGCACAGGGCAAUGAUUGCACUCACUGGACCUGACUGUAAACAACACUGAGUGGACUGAACUGAAGGCCAGUAACCUCUGGAGGGACGAUCGUGACCCCAGCCUCAGUGACGCACUUUCACCCGCACAGGCCUAACCUCUCCUUCCCCAUGGCUACGGCAGAGCCUGCCCCUGCCUGGUGGAAGCUGACCUUCCUCCGUAAGAAGAAAUCCGAGCCCAAGGUGUUGUAUGAGAUCCCUGCAGAAUACAUCAAUGCCGAGGCCGCACCCGGAACUGCUGGACCACCUGAUGACAGCCAGUUCAACGCCCGCCUCGAACGAAUCGUGGACAAAACGGCCACAAAAGGACGUCACGUUAAAGUGUCUCACUCAGGCCGCUUCAAGGAGAAGAAAAGGAUCCGUGCAACAUUAUCAGAAAACCCUGAGCUGUUCCCCAACCCUGACCCUUGCAAUGGCAAUGAGAGCACAAACAAAUGAAGGCCAUGGGGUCAUGGUGUCAGUCUGCUUGAGGAAUCAAGUGUUUUACAUAGGCCUACAUAUGCACAAAUGCACAAACAACAAAAAACAAUUCCACCUCUGCACCUGAAUUCAACCAGCUGCCCUUGAAUAACGUAAAUCAACAAAUAAACCAAAACACUUGCUCAUGUUUUAGUAUGAUUUUGUAUGAAGUGAGAUGACAUCCUGUCACUGUGGUCUUUUAUAUACAGAAAAUAAAUAUUUAAAAUGACUUUUAAAAUAAUAAGGCAUUAUAUUUUGAUAAAGAACUGAGCUGUACUAGUUUCUUAUUAAGCUAAAUGGGUUUUGUAUUCGGUAAAGUAAAGCUUGUCAAACAUGGCAACAGUAGCUAUGAAAGAAUGCAUUCGUGGGUGAAGCAUGAUAAGGCCUAAAUUUGAAGUUAUGUUUGCAAUUAGGUCUGCACACACAAGCUUAAAAAUACAAAUAGUCUGCAAUAAAAAGGCACAGUAAACUUUUGAA